AUGGACGACCUUUCACGUGGUGAUAAAAGAGUUGAAGAAGAACCAAGAAGAGGGGAGGAGCGAAAUAAUGAGGGGGAGAGGUCACGCAGGCCACGAGUGUUGACAGAAGAACAAAGAGCUCGGAAGAGAGCGCGUGACCUUGUACUCACCGAGGAGGAAAGAAGUGCGAAAAAGACAGAGGAGCUCCGAAUACAGUUAACGAGGCAGCGCAGUAUUUCAGAAAGCGAAGAGUUAUCCGUAAGCUCUAGUUUUGACUCAGAGUCGGAGCUUCUUGAAUCACAACCCGAGCUUUUGUAUAGUGAAUUUCAUGGCUACGACGAAAGUCUCGAUCCCGUCCCAAACGAGGAAGAGGCUGCUGAAUACGAGCAGCAACUCCACGAGGAGAAUGAGCAAGAAGAGGAGCUUCUCCGAAGAUUUUCAAGGGAGCAAGUAUGGUUCAAGUGCUCGAACUGUUCGCUCAAGUUAUUAGUCACAAAGAAAGAAUGCCGAUGCUGCACAGAGUUUGCAACAUGCAGCGAAAAAUUACAAGAAGUUGGUUUGGAGGGAUGUAUUGUUGACCAUCCAGGAUUCAGUGUGAAUUGCCUCAACGAGUGGGUACUACGGACAGCAGCUGUUGGACUAAAAACAAGGAAGAAAAAAUCCUAUACUUCUGUCAAAUCUGCAAAAAAUGCAUCUGAAUCUGAAUUUCUGAGGUCUGUGGCCUACAGACAAUACGUGCGCCUGGUAUAUGAGUGUGUCGGGUGGUCAAAGAGGGCAUCACUCCCAAGUUGUGUCUACAACAAAAUACGGGAAGCAUUCCCUAGCGAAACAUUUCAUGGAUUUGAAGAGGAUAAGGAGGAUGCAAACUCUGAAGACAUGGAGUUUGAAUAGGAUUUUUCUUCCUUGUUUUUAUUCCAACAGCUUCUGUGCAUAGUAACCACUCGUUGGGACAAUCUACACUGAGCCCUGGAUGGUCAACAAUACAUCUCUAUAUACCCACAUUCUCAAUUUGUUUUGCUGUUUUUUGCAAGCUCUAUGCAGCAUUGGUAUUCUUCCUUUAUGACUAAUCUCUUAAGUGAACAAUGCAAGCACUUGCACCUGGUGGAAUUGAGCAGUGAAACAUCGUAUUUAUUUCUCAUUAAUCAGUUUCCAUGUUAGCCAAAUUGCUCUGAAUUGACAAUUGUAUGUACAUAUUUUCAGCUCGUUCCAUUAUGCUGACAUAAAAACAGAAAUCUUAGAUCAUUUGUUUAUAAAUAAUGACCCCUCACUACCCUAAUCAACUACAUGGAACACAUUGGCUCUGGGAGGUAUGGUCGUAGCAUCUAUGGGUGUGUCUUCUGCUAGGGCGGGUGGGUCUAUGGGGUGAGAUCCUUGUGAAGUAAUGGUAUUGAUUAGCGCAUCUCCAAGUGGGGCCGGUGGGUCUACCGGGUGGGAUUCUUGGAGGUGCAAGUUAUCAGUUGACAUGUCUCCAACUGGGGCAGGUUGGUCUAUGGGGAGGGUUUCUAAGGGGGGGGCAUGGUUUCAGUUGGUGUGUCUUCAGCUGAGGCGGGUAGGUCCAAGGUAGAGACCGUGGAAGAUGUUGUGGCAGAUUCAUGAGCUCGCACCUAGAAAAUAAUUAAGGAUUGAGUUCAGAAAGCCAUCAAAAGAACAUACAGUCAGAUAGCCAAUGUAACACGUGAGAGCAAAAAUAUGUUUUCUCAAGGAUUUCAGACAUUUUGAAUUAAAAUACUUCCUGCUUUUAAAGAACUUCCUGCUUUUAAAAAACCUUUUUUAAUUGACUAGAGUAAUUUAUUAUCUAAAAAGAAAAAAUAUAAGAAAAAAAAACAAAUAUUAUUACCAUUCCACUGUCACCUGCUGUUGCUAAAAGCUCCUUAAUUUCCUGUAAUUGGGAUAUUAAACAGAUUAUGUAGUGAAAAAUUCCGCUUUCUCCAACAGUAAUCACGUAAUAGAAAGAUAGAGUGGUUUUCAAAAUCCCGUUAAACAAAUUUUUUUAAUGUAAUAGUCAAGCCAGAACAAAAGAGAACAAAGACAUUGCAGUGUAUUAGUAGUAAAUAAACUAAAUAGUACUUCACGGGAUUUUGAAAACCACUCGAAGACUGCGAGCUAGCCUACAAGUUAAGUACUUACUUGAAUUUUAGAAAGGAAAUGUUGGGGAUUAGCAAUAAUAUAUGCGUGAAAUCAUUGUAAACAUGAGUACAGGGAGAGUUGUAAUAAGAAGUGAAUGUAAACUAUUUGAUAAAUAUCCGUUAAAUGCAAAAGAACUGUACCUAAGAAAUUAUUUAGGCCGGGGAAAGAAAUUUCCAUGGCAGUUAUUGGUGAAAAGGAAAAAUAGCAUGUAGAGAUAUUUAUAAAACUCACCUUUGCUCUUUGACGCAAUUCCCGGUCCGAUGGUGAAGCAAUGGUUUUCUUUGGUUUCCAAAUUGUUGGUACGGAUCCCUUUAUCAAAUAGCGCUUUAACUCGGACCCCUCGCCAAAGUGAUAGCAUUCUCUCUCGAAGUGGUCCGAGCACACAACAAAACGACCCAACGGAUUGAAAUUCUUCGAGUGGAGUCGUAUCCACUCCGCCUUUUUUGGACCCGAUUUUGGGCUCAAACGAAGGCUUUUCCCUGUUUUAUGAUUGUUUUCACAGUCCUGAACAACGCAUCGAGAUCCGGUCAUUUUAAAUGCGAUAAAGCGAAAAGUUUUAUGAGUUAUCUUAUGUUUAUCUCUUUCGAGUAAGUAAAUUAGCCAUGUGCUCCUAAAGCGUAUUGAGUAUGUGACGUCACGUCCUGGUUAGUUUGACAUUUUGACAGGCGCAAGGUAACCAGGUCAAAGGGACACGGCAAAUCAAUGGCGGACGUAAACCUACAAUAUUUAAUGAAAAUUUCUACAUGGUUCCACUAUCAUUUACAGCAAUCUGACUAGACCAGUGCUUAGAUUAGGUAUCUUGCUCAGGAUCUAGCAAAUUUACGGCUUUCUAGGCGGUUUGAUCAUAAGCGAACUUUAAGCCCAAUCCUGUUGAGUGAAAUUCUCGUUCUGCAUUAUAAUUGUUUGUAAACUUCGUGUACAGUAAUCAAAAGGCCUAUCCGAAAGAGAAAUAUUAUAGACGUGUUUGUUUUUGUCAACUCAAAUAUUUCAAAAUAUAAUAGUUGUCUUAUUUCUUGUCACCUCAAAUAUUGCAUAAAUAUCAUAGUUGGGUUUAGUUUUGGCACCCAAAAUAUAAUGCAUAAUUAUUAUAGUUUUUGUUGCAUAAAAUAAUGCAUAAUUAUGAUAGUUGUGUUUUUGUUACCUCAGAUGUUUCAUAAAUAUUAUAGUUGUGUUUUAGUUAAAUCUCGUAUACAUACAUACAUAUUGUAGGUGGUGAUCUGUCGUAUUUCUAAAAGUUUUAAAGUUUUGAUGUUACCCCUUUUAUAGUUAAAAUAUCAAUUUUGCACAACAAUUUUCAAUGAAAGAUACUUUAAAUGACAGGUGUACUAUUUUGAAAUCCAGGAGUACAAGCAUAAAGUCCUGUUAGCAGACUCUGCCAUAGCAGACUAUAUAAUUUAAAGAUACCAGAUGAAUGUGUAGAUGCUACAUACACUAAUUGUAGACACACUGAAGGUUAGAUUCUAAACUGUUUUACAUUUGACUCAUUGCUGAUAUAAACAUGGAGAAAGAUAUUCUAACACAAAGUAAGUUUGUAUUUUUGAAAUCCUUCUUUACUUUGCAUACAACAUAAGAGCUUUUUUCUUAGGGGGACCAGGUAGGUUUUAAUUCCUUUUUCCCACUUAAUGAGGUAAGUGUAAAAAAAACACUGAUAAAUUAUUUAAUAAGUAAGCUGUAUAUCAAGACUUUGGUGUAAAUGAACCCGAUUCACUUUGAUAGUAUGAAAGAAAUAUGGCUAAAUGAUUCCAGUCAAGUCUUAUUUAUCUGACACAUUUUAUGCUUUUUUCCCCUCAGUUCUCAAAGAUGUUUUGCAAGGUUGUUGUGUGUCAAUUACAGCAUAAAAAAAAAUCGCAUAUUUACAUGACCCAUUAAUUAAUUGAUAUGUUACCCAUGAACCUAUGCCGGUAUGAUACAUAGAUCCUAGAUGGUGUUUAUUGGUGUAUUUUAGGUGAGCCCUAACGUUUGGAAAAUAUAUAAUUUGAUACUUCUUUAAUCCUUUUUUUUUAUAGAGAAGAACAACAACAAGAUAAAAAGAGGUGAUGCAGCUAUAGGCGGCAGCAGUGGUGGUUUGUCUUCCAUAUUUAGGGGAGUGCUUUUGGUGCCUCCUCUAAAUAUGGAAAUUAAUUGUUACGUGGUAGACAAACUGUUGUCUCUUUAUUAAUAAAUGUUUUAACAUUUAUUAUUUUAUAUAAUACACCUAUUUCAAAUGAGGUUGCAAUACCAAUGUCACAAACUGCAGUGCUUCAAAGAUAUAAAAUGAGCCAACAAAUAAGCAUAGAUCAAAGCUUACCCAUGUUUCUUUUUGUGUGUCUUUUGAAUGAACAAUCAGUGUUACCACACAUUGAUCCUCCAAUGCAAUAGCUUGUUUGAAAUAGGUGUAUAAUAUAUAUUUCAAAAAUAUCCUAACCCGUUAUAUUUUAUUAUUCUUCAUCUAAAUAACCAAUAGGUUCUCAUGACAAUACAAUAUUUUAUUAGGUUGUGCAUGAUUUUUCAUUGCCAAAUUAUCAAUGAUAAGACACAAGCAUAAUUUUAUACAUGAAUACUUUUUGAAUGAACCAUUUUAUUUUUUUUCAUGUCAUUGCAAUAUUCAUAUUGUGGUGUGCACAAUUUUUCAAAGCCAUGCACAAUUUUUCAUAGCCAAAUUAUAAAGGAUAGGACACGAGCCUAACUUUAGAAAUGAAUAAUUUUGAAUGAACCAUUUUCAUUUCCUGUGUCAAUACAAUAUUAUUUCUAUUAUGGCUUGCACAAUUUUUCACAACCAAAUUAUAUGUGAUAAGACACCAGCCUAAAUAAAUGCUUUUAAAUUAAAAGCCAUGAUUUCUUAAUAAUUCAGAAUAACACCUUUUUAACAUCAUGCAUUUUUCCUACUUACGUGUAUACACCACUUUCCUACUAAAAGCAAUCCCAUACAGCUUUGGCUUUUUCAUGUCAAAUAAUGGUGCAUUUGUACAAUCAUAAUAAAAACAAGCAUUCUCAAAAAGGCACCCAUUUGUUAAUAAAAGUAUUUAUUGUCA
Messenger RNA from Nematostella vectensis (starlet sea anemone), 5117 nucleotides. RefSeq lists its product as uncharacterized. NCBI's taxonomy places the organism in Eukaryota, Metazoa, Cnidaria, Anthozoa, Actiniaria, Edwardsiidae. Bases 1 to 870 code for a protein of 289 amino acids. The record is from RefSeq and is a predicted model, not a curated record. The transcript is spliced from 5 exons.